This is a messenger RNA of Hibiscus syriacus, 1129 nucleotides long. RefSeq names its product THO complex subunit 4D-like. NCBI's taxonomy places the organism in Eukaryota, Viridiplantae, Streptophyta, Magnoliopsida, Malvales, Malvaceae. Gene Ontology annotation, biological process: mRNA export from nucleus. Gene Ontology annotation, molecular function: mRNA binding. Bases 220 to 999 code for a protein of 259 amino acids. The record is from RefSeq and is a predicted model, not a curated record. Gene Ontology annotation, cellular component: nucleus. The transcript has 6 exons.
AAAGCCUUAAAAUCUGAAUGAAUAGAUUGUGAUUCUCGAAAGUUUCUCAAUAUAUCAGUGUAAUUAAUUACCUUUCCCUUCUCCUUAGUCCGAGUCUUCUCAUCUUUCUCUACUCUUCUUUCUCGGGUAAUUUUCUCUUCCUCGUCUUCAAUUCAGCAAUAAAUUUCUAUUUUACUUAGUUUUUUUUUAAUGAUUUUGUUUUUGUUUUAGCUUUGUUUCAUGCCUAGCUUUCUGGAUGAUAUGGUAAAUCGAAAUAAUAUCGGGAGAGGCAGAACCCGCCUUAGGCCGCCGCGCACCGGAAGACCUUCUGCUGGAAGAGUGCCUCUCUCUACUAGUCGAGGCCCCCUCGGUCUUAAUGCCCGCCCAUCCCAGCAUUACAUUACUAAGUCUUCCCACAAAACAAGGAGCUUGCCCUGGCAACAUGAUUUGUUUGAAGACAGCCUUAGAGCCGCAGGGAUAUCUGGUGUAGAAGUUGGCACCAAGCUAUAUGUUUCCAACUUGGAUCCUGGGGUCACAAAUGAAGAUAUCAAGGAACUUUUCUCUGAGAUCGGAGAGCUGAAAAGAUACUCUGUACAUUAUGAUAAAAAUGGUCGUUCAAGUGGUUCAGCUGAAGUUGUCUAUCUUAGGAGGAGUGACGCAUUUGCUGCUCUUAAGAGGUACAACAAUGUACUGUUGGAUGGAAAACCCAUGAUAAUUGAAAUUGUUGGUGCCAAUGCAGAAGUCCCUGUUUCAGCUCGCGUUAAUGUAACUGGAACAAGGGGAAGGCAGAAGAGGACCGUUGUUAUGGCGCCUGGAGCAGGUCAAUCGAGAAGCGCUGCUGGAAUUAAUCGUGGUCUUAAUCGUCGGGGGGGCAUGGGUAUGAGGAAUGUCCGUGGUGGAGGUGGUCGUGGUAGAGGCCGAGGCCGAGGCCGUGGAAAAAGAAAGCCUGUAGAGAAAUCGGCAGAUGAUCUUGACAAGGAGCUUGAGAACUAUCAUGCUGAAGCCAUGAAUGUUUCCUGAAGUUUCAGACCAUAUGGAAUUUUAACAGUAUUGUUGCUUUGCUAUCUGCACAAAAAUGGUGGAUUUAGUGCCGCGCUGUACUUUUGUCUGUUGGAUGGUUUACUUUUGGUUUAAUUAUUGGAUUUUUCAA